GUGGUUUGCUGAAUUUGGAUGUGACUUAUUGACCAAAAAUGCUAACCAGCUAACGAGCCGACUAGUCAGUCCUAACCCACUUUACAUGACCAGCAUACAGUGGCUGGUAACACACGGAAAGAAGUGGCAGGCGUCUUUCCAUUUGGCAUUCUGUCACCUGGGGCAGCUUUUACUUGCUUGACGAUUGUCACACGUUUACGAAGUGUCCCCAUGAGCUAACUUAGCAAACGUGAACAGUUUAAGGUUGAUGGCUCAAUCACAAGUUAAAACAUUGGCCGAGGCUCGUUUUAGAAAAGUAAAAACAAGUGGAUUGUUUAAAUUACAGUGUCUUAAUCAGAUGCUGUUGUCAGCGCCCCUGAAAGCAUGCAAUUACUAACUUGUAUGGCAUAGAGUUUGUUUUUUUAAAGUUAUGUUUGCAAAAUUUAUUCACUGUUGUGUAGUCAUAUAUUUUUGAUAAAUAGUAAGAGAAAUUUCAGUGAUACUAAGCGGUUCUCAUUAUGCAGAACAGUUCGUGAGAUGAGACCUGGAUAGGUCUACAUGUAAUUCUCUUGGCAGAAAUAUUUUAGUCGAGUUUAGUUUUUAGGUUUGUGCUUCUGCUGUCUUUCCUGUGUGGAAUUUGUAUCCUCUCUGUGCUUGCAUGGGUUUUUGCUGGGUACACCCACAUUUGGAAAACAAGCACGUUCGGUUCAUUGAAGAUUCAAAAUUGUCGAUAGGUGUGAAUGCCUUUGACUGUCCUACCUCUCACCGAAACUCAGUUGGGAUAGGCGACAGCUUGACCAUGACCCGAAGAAGUGAGUCAGUUGCUACUCUAUGUAAGAUGAACACAGAGGACAGGUUGGAGGGCAUGCUGUUUAAGUGCAGCAGUGGAGGGAUUGAUAGCGGCGGGAGAGUCGGACUGGUGAUGACUCUUGGGGAGCGAUCGCUGGUGAACCACCCGUUGUUGGCAGAAGACGACGAAGACGAGGACGAAGAUGAGAACUUGACCGUGAGCUCGCUAGUGACUCAUGACCUGGUGCCUCCGGAGCAGCUGAUGAUGCAGGAGAUGUCCAAAAACAGUGGAGGAGGUGAUGAAGAGGGAGGAGGCGAGCCGGGGGUGCACUUCCCCCUGAAGCUCACCCAUAAGUUGCCCUGCUUGCCUCUCAACAUUAAGCAGGAAUUAAAACUGACCGAGCAGCCACUCCAACUCAAGAGAGACAAAAAAGCAGUCAAGGACCUUAUCGUGUGUCCCAAGAAGAAGAAAAGGAAACAGCGCUCACCAGCCAAGAUUCUAAGCAUAAAUGAGGACGGUUCAUUUGGCAUACAAAGCCCCAAAUGCCAUGUUUGUAUUCACUGUAAUGCAGCAUUCAGAACCAACUACCAUCUACAGAGGCAUGUCUUUAUUCACACAGGCGAGAAACCAUUUCAGUGUAGCCAGUGUGACAUGCGCUUCAUUCAGAAAUACCUUCUCCAGAGACAUGAGAAAAUCCACACCGGUGAGAAGCCUUUCCGCUGCGAUGAGUGUGGUAUGAAGUUCAUCCAGAAGUAUCACAUGGAGAGACACAAGCGGACACACAGCGGGGAGAAGCCCUACCAAUGCGACUACUGUCACCAGUACUUUUCCAGAACUGAUCGUGUUUUAAAGCACAGAAGAAUGUGCCAUGAAAAUCGAGAGAGAAAGAACAACAAGGCUGCCCAUAAAAGUGGAGCACUGCAUGAAUCGGAUGGUUUCAGCCCAUUUCUCACCAAAGAGUGCACAUUACCCAAGAAAAAACGGCAAAAAUGUGCGGACAAGUCCGACAGUUCUGGCUCCUCCAAUGCCGGCCGAGCAGAAGAGCUCAAGGCGACUGUUAAAGAACAUGAAAUGAAAGAGGAAGAGAGACUAAAUAAAAGUGAUGUUCUGCCUCUUUUUGCUGUCUCCUCCAAAGUCAAACAUGAAUAUGUGAUUGGGGAAUACUCUGUGGAGCUUCCAGAAGAAACUACCAGCCAACACCAAGCUGAAGACUUGUCAACGGAGGAGGCAGGAACCCCUAAACUAGUCUUGAAGAAGGUGUCUAAGAGGAGCCUUAAACAGCCCACUGACCAAGCUUCUUGCCUCGCAACUCUGUCCUCAUUUGAGGAAAACAAUAAAGUCUCGCAUUAUACCUUUGAAAUCGUGGACAAGCAAAGCCUUUUAGAUGAAGUGGGUAACACCGAAUCAGUGGAAACUCCAACAAAGCCUGCAGCUAGCAGCACAAACUAUGACGACGCCAUGCAGUUCCUCAAGAAGAAACGUUACCUUCAAGCAGCAGUGGCCAACAACAGUCGCGGUUACAGCCUGAACACGAGCAGCAUCUCUUCUCAGCCAACUGUUACCCAAACUGUUGUGUCAGCAGUCAUUGACGAAACAGUCCCUGCCACCAUUCUGGAACCGCAGCCUAUUAACACUGAGAUUAAGGCUUCUCAAGACAGGAAUGUGUUACCAGAUGAGGUUCUUCAAAGUCUGUUGGACCACUACUCCAGCAAAGCUAACGGCCAAUCAGAAAUUUCCUUUAGCGUGGCCGAUACAGAGGUUACAUCAAGCAUAUCCAUAAAUUCCUCAGAUGUUUCGGAUGGCAGCCCAUCGGAGAGCCUUGGCGCUACCAGUACUCCGACUCAGCCACCGACUGAGAAAGCCAGUCUCUUGCAAGAAUACUCCAAAUUUCUCCAGCAAGCAUUGGAGAGGACCAGUCAGAACGACAGCUACCUGACAAGCCAGAGUCUCAGCUUGGUCACGGAAAAUCCAACCUUAGCGGGGCAGCCGCUGUUCUCCACCGAGAAACAGUUACCUUCUCCCAGUAGGUUCAAAUCAGGGACGAGCUCCCCACUAAGAUCCACUAUAGAGAAACCUCACUUUGGACUACUAGUCGGGGACUCUCAGCACUCAUUUUCAUUUUCAGGUGAUGAAACCACUCCCCCUUCGACAGUGUCCCCCUCAGAGGAGGACUUCCUGGAACAGGUGUCACCUUCCAAAAAGACAGACUCCUCUCAAGCGAUACUGCAGACGUUUCAAAUUAACACAUUUGAUCCAAACUUCAAGUCUCAUUUCCAGACCUCGAAAUCUGGUUCCUCUUCACAGUUUACAGGUGCCAAUGGACAAGUAAGUCUACGAGGCCACAGCACAGAAUUCUCAGAGUUUUCAUUAGUUAGAGUGACUGAGACCAGGUCCCAACUGAACUCCUCCCCAGACCUUUCAUCAAGUGAAACCUUUGGUUGAAAAGAAGUCUGUUGUAAUUCAUACAUUAAUAAUUUCUGCAGCACUUUAUCCCAUUUUACCCAUUUUGCCAAAGCACGUGUCGUUGCAUUUAAAUACUUUCUUUUGGCAUUUUGUUGAAAAAAAAAAUCAUGCUCUUGCUAAAGUGGUAGAUAUGGGAAAAAAAUGGCAGUUCCCACUUCAAAGUGUUGAAAUUUGCAUUGAGAGAUUUGGUGGUCAAAUCUUAAUGAAAGUGAACAUUUUUGCCAUAUUGGUAGACGUGUAUUUUUGUCACUUUUGGUUGCACACAUUAAAACAGUCUUGCUUUUUGCUGUUAACUACCUCCCCUAGUUGAUCAGUGAUAAAACGGAAUUUUUUAUUAUUUUUUUUAAAAACACAUUCAAUCUUUUUAAAUCCGGCUGUACAACUGCUCACGAGUUGCCUCCUGAGAUGACACCUUUGGAAAUGAUUACGUUGCCACUUUACCUAAAAUGCAUGGAUCGUCGUGGUGUUUCCUGAAUGGAAAACAUUCAACAGCCAUCCAAUCUGGAAUUUAUUUGCAUUUGUCCAUUGACAGAUUGAACGUCAUCUAAAAACAGAUAACGCUCAUCCAUACCUUUCUUUUGACCAUUGCAAGCUACUUAGGAAGGUUACAUCAAACUCUCUCUCUUACUCCAACAAGAAUUAGAUGUCAUAUGGUUUGCCCACACUUUCUGAAAGUAUUUUUUUAGUGAAAUGACUUAAAAGGAUUGUGCUUCUGACAUCUGCACAAUUUGCACAUUUUUCACAAAAAAAAAAGAAGAAUGUAGUAGUUUUUAUCACAGUGUGAAAAAUCCUGUAAAUAAGAAAAUGUUUUUAUGACCCGUCAUGUAAUAUUUGAAAUUGAGACGAUUCUUCUGUUUGCGGAAACAACCAUGUGAUUUAAAUCAUUAAUGUUAAGGUUUUACAUUGUAGAAGGGCAAAGUACACGUACAAAAUAAUAAUUGGGCUAGCUGUAGCGUCAGGAAGGGCAUCCGGCGUAAAAAUUGUGCCAAACAUAUAUAUGCGUUCAUCUGAAAUGAUACGCUGUGGCGACCCCGAAAGGGACAAGCCGAAAGGAAAACAACAACUAGCUGUAGGUUUAAAAGUUUCAACGCUGAUACUUUGCUGAAACCCUAUGAUUUUAAAUUGAAUGAUUAAAUGGCUUUUCCGGUCAGCUGUUCUUGAGGAAUUACAAAGUGAUGCUUAAGGUGCUACUGAAAGAUGCCAUCAUAUUAGGUUCCAUUGACAGUCAGGGACAGACAGCACCAACAAUAAUGAUCAAAAAUUGUAUUUUUCCUUUAACAUUCCCUUUAUACAGUAUAUGUAUAUCCUGUAAAUAUAUUGUAUAUUUUUUAGGUCUGACGAGUACACUUAUAGUUUGUGUUGCUAAUGAGAUGGCUUGUGCAAGACUUUUCUUUCUUUUUUAAUUGAUUACAUUUGACAAUGAAUUAGUUCCAGUAUGAGAUUUGUAUAUAAAGGAUGGAAUCAGUGAUUAUCAGAGGAAAUCUUUUCAUCACUGUGUGUUGAUGACAGGUUAUGGUGAAUUUGGGUGUGGAUUGGACAUUUUCAUGGGUUUUACUGCACACUCUCCUCAUCAAAGACAUGGCACUAAAAUGUGCUUGAAAGUACAUUUGUGGUUGUAAAUUCCCUUUAUAAGUCACUUUUAAGCACAAUACAGAUUAUUGUACUUGUAAAAAAAAAAAAAUACAAAUAAACUUGAAUUUUUUUUUUUACUAUUUGAAAUUCACAUGCAGUUAAAAAAUUGGUUGUUUCAGAAAUUAAGAUUCGGAUUAUGUCUUUCCUCUCUCUCUCUCCCUUUUUUUUUUUUUUACCAUAAGUGUCCUUGUAAUAGUGAAAACUACCAGUUCUGUAUAAAACCAUCUGGGUUAUGUCUUUUUGAAUAUACAUACUAUUUUUGAACCAUGAAAUUUAAGGCACUGAAAUCUAUGGCAUAUCAUACGCGAUACAAAAUUGUUUCUGUGAAAGUGGUUCGUGUGAACUUAUUUCAGAUAUGAAUGUGAAUCUAUGAGUUUGAGAUUUAUGGCAUUUUAUUUAAAAUAACAUGCUUCACUGUGGGAACUAUUAAAUUUAAAAAAAGGAUUAUUUGCAUGGUCACAAAAUUGUUGGAUUAAAUGAACUUGUUUGACGAAUGCCGUGCAGCUUUAAUUGUAGCAGAUUAAUUUCAGUCAAGUAACCCCAUACUGUUAGAAUUUAGCAAUAUAUGAUGAUUUGUAAACAAUCUGAUUAAGUUUUCUUGAUUGUUGUCAUGUUCAUGUGAAUAAAAUCUUUGACUUAAAAAAAUACAAUGGAAUUUGUGGCUUUG
Molecule: messenger RNA, 5531 nt
Organism: Syngnathoides biaculeatus (alligator pipefish)
Lineage: Eukaryota; Metazoa; Chordata; Actinopteri; Syngnathiformes; Syngnathidae
Gene: znf148
Product: zinc finger protein 148
Exons: 7
Coding region: 638-3211 (857 amino acids)
Biological process (GO): regulation of transcription by RNA polymerase II
Molecular function (GO): DNA-binding transcription factor activity, RNA polymerase II-specific; RNA polymerase II cis-regulatory region sequence-specific DNA binding
Source: RefSeq, a predicted model, not a curated record